AGGGAAAAAAGGAAAAGAAAAAUGCUUUAGCUGUCUUUAUGAGAAAGUGGUAUCUAACCCUACCAACCUGGGUAGGCAAUGCAUGCCGUCCAAAUACCAGACCAAAACAAACGCCAAUACCAGCUGCGGCCGAUAUGAAUUCAAGUUGCAACAGUCCUCACCAGGACUAGAAAUAUUCGAAGCAACGCUGUCUGUUGCUGUCCAACGCUUGCAUGUUAGGAUGCAAUGCAUCUCUUGGUCAAAGCUUUGGAUGUCGCUGUGUGUAAAUAAACGAUAUGCCUGUACGCCCCCCCUGCAACGAAAAAUACCCUCCGUGCCGUGUAAACGCCAUGUCUGUGAAGCCUGGGAACGAGGGAAUCAGAACAAAAAAAAAAGGAAAAGGAACAAGGAAAAGAAAGAAAUGGACAUGGACAGCAAAAGAGGAGAGGAAGAGAAAACCGCAGAGCUGAACUGGAGACCAUCUGUCAGCCUGAUCAUACAACGGGCGACCCCGUCAGCACCCGUCAUAACAACAACUCUGCCUUCUGUGAGGUCGCCUUCCAUGAUUUUCUGCUUGCUCAAAUAUCUCUCGAAAGACUUGCUGUCUUCGGCGGAGUCUUUACGAUGCGCACGUAGUUGCGUGUCCGUCAGCUGAUCCCGCUGUAGCACCCCGCAGCCGGAGGUUGGUCGGC
This is a messenger RNA of Sodiomyces alkalinus F11, 671 nucleotides long. RefSeq lists its product as hypothetical. The transcript has 2 exons. The coding region runs from base 83 to 634 and encodes 183 amino acids. The record is from RefSeq and is a predicted model, not a curated record. Lineage: Eukaryota; Fungi; Ascomycota; Sordariomycetes; Glomerellales; Plectosphaerellaceae.